Uncinocarpus reesii 1704 is the source of this 984-nucleotide messenger RNA. RefSeq lists its product as uncharacterized. Gene Ontology annotation, biological process: Golgi organization; protein secretion. The record is from RefSeq and is a predicted model, not a curated record. Gene Ontology annotation, cellular component: Golgi apparatus. The transcript is spliced from 2 exons. Bases 1 to 984 code for a protein of 327 amino acids. NCBI's taxonomy places the organism in Eukaryota, Fungi, Ascomycota, Eurotiomycetes, Onygenales, Onygenaceae.
AUGUGCAUAGCUCUAAUCUCCACCGCCCACCCCGACUACCCGCUCAUCCUCAUCGACAACCGCGAUGAAUUCCUCCGCCGCCCAACCGCCGCCGCCGCCUGGUGGCCCGCCCCGCACUCCCACGUCCUCGGCUCGCGCGACAUGGCCCGCUCCGCCCACGGCACCUGGCUCGGCGUCACCCGACAAGGCCGCAUCGCCGUGCUAACCAACUACAAAGAGCCCAGCAGCGACCAAGCAAUCGGCCAACUAAGCCGCGGCCAAAUCAUCAACUCCUUCCUCGAGCUAUCUCCCGACGACACCACGAGCACGGCGCAGUUUGUGCAGCGGCUGGUGGCGGGCGGCGAGGCGCGGGCGGCGGGCGGGUUUAGUCUGGCGUGCGGCGGGAUCAGGGGGCCGUUGGCGGUGGUGUCGAAUCGGGUGCGGGGGGAGGAAGGGGUGCGGUGGAUUGCGACGGGGAGGGGGGAGACGGUGGGGUUGAGUAAUACGGCGUUUGGGGAUGGGUCGUGGGCGAAGGUAAGAGAUGGGGAGAGGAUGAUGAGGGAGGCGCUGCGGGAGAGUUGGGAGGGGGGGGAGGAUGAGGGGAUGUUGGUGCAGAGGUUGCUGGGGUUGUUGAGUACGGAUACGCUGCCGCGGGUGGAUGGCGGGGGAGGAGGAGGGGAUUUGGAGACGUAUCUUGACCUGUUGAGUGAGAGUAUCUUUAUUCCCGUUAUUGGGGAGGAGGGGGAGAGCGCGCCGUCGAGGGAGGAGGCCGAGGUGUGUGCGUCGAAUAUACACGAAAAGGCAGAGGUGCUGGCUGACGGCGACGACGGGGCGGGCCAUUUGCAGUACAUGAGCGGCCUGUACGGGACGCAGAAGCAGACGGUCGUCCUGGUGCAUCAUUCCGGCAGGGUCAAGUUCUUCGAGCGCACGCUGUACGACGACGAUGCGAAACCCAUUCCCAUUGGCAAGGGAGAUCGAGUCUUUGAAUUUCAGGCAGAGGAAUAG